AUGCCGGUGACUCCAGAAAAUGCUGCACUCUGUCUCCCUCUCUUUGAACGCUCGUUGCGCUCUGGGCUGGGAGAGGAACAGAGAAGCCCACUGCAUCAUCUCUGCCAGUCGGCCAUUCAGAUGCUCUGCGAAUACAUCCACUUGAAUUUCGGUGCUGUGGGAGAGAGUACGUUCCAGCCAGACCAGAGGAUCCGGGAGGAUUUUGAGAUCUGCCCCGUUCACUUGACCAGAGGAGAGGGAGACUGCGAUCAGCUGGGGCUGCGCUUCGGGAAUGUCCCGAUUUAUUGGGAUUCCCUGAGUGAGCAGGAGAAGAGGAAGAGGGAAACCAGGAAGUGGGGUAGCAAAGGACCCAUGCUGGACAUUGGAUGUAUCUGGGUGACGGAAGUGAGGAAACAAGGUCCCGCCGCGAAGUGCGGGAAGAUUAAAAUCCGGGACGAAGUGUUGUCACUCAAUGGACAGCUGAUGGUCGGUGUCGAUGUUGCAGGUGCCAGUUACCUGGCUGACCAGUGCUGGAAUGGCGGAUGUGUCUACCUGAUCAUGCUGCGUCGGAUUAAACGCAAAGCCCCUCUUCCUCCUUCCAAUGGCGGCAGAGUUGAAGCCAGGCCGAGCAGCAUUUCCUCGGAACCGAGCGGCAGCCCCACGCAGAAUGGGAAACGGACCCGAAAGUUUGGCGUCAUCUCCCGUUCCUCCCUCAACAGGGACAGUCGGGAGAGCCGCGACUCCGAGCACGAGAAUGGAUAUCACGUCCCUAUGGAGGCCGAGUGCUCGAAGGCGGAAGGCCUGGACUCCAAGUGUGAGGCUAAAGACUCGAAUGUGAGCGCUGAGCGAGGCCCGGAAGAGCCUCUUCCCAAUGGGAAUGGCACUUCCUCAUUCGGACAUCACCACAAACCGCGACUCUCGGAGAGCAGGGUGCCAGACUUCAGGCUGAGCGAACACUCCAAUCACCAGGAAGGUUGCCAAAUAUGGAAGAUGCACAUGGUGAAGGGUGCGGAUGGGCUUGGGAUCCAGAUCACAGGAGGCCGUGGAUCCAAGCGUUCACCGCACGGCAUCAUUGUUACACACGUGGAGGAAGGAGGCUCAGCGCACAGGGAUGGAAGACUUAAAUCUGGGGACGAGCUACUCAUGAUUAAUGGUCAGUCGCUGGUUGGACUUUCUCACCAGGAGGCAGUCUCUCUACUUCGUUCAGCAGCGGGGCUUGUACAGCUAGUUGUUGCCAGCAGGAGUGAAUUGGAUGUUCCCUUCCAGAAAUGCCCUUCCACAAGUUUACCGGAUUUAGUGACGAAUUUCUCAGUUGCUGACCCCUCCCCUUCUCCCACGGAAAAUAAGGAAAAUGUGGAGCCAGACGAUGGGGACUGUGUAUCGGAACCCCACCCUUGCCAAGAUCAAGAGAGCGUUUCUGAAACUGAUAAAACGGACGACCGAGGUCAUGUGGACGUACCUCUGAAGACCUGCCGCAGUCCUACGCCAGGCAGUGGAGCAAUGAAGUUCAGAAGCAGAUCUCAAGGUGGAGGCAGCCGCUUGGAGUCUGUGGGCGAAGAUGACGAGCUGAUCGUGGAGAACGGUGAAACGAGUUGCGAGAUGCCAGAGAAGCCGGCACGAGGUGGGCGGAAGCACUCCCUUCCACAGCAGCUGGAUGCGGUGGGCACCAGGCAGGAGUAUCAAAUAGUAAAGAAAUCGGCACGUUCCUUAAGCACGGUUCAAGUGGAAUCGCCAUGGCGACUGGCACAGCCAUCCAUUAUCUCCAACAUUGUUCUGAUGAAAGGACAAGGAAAGGGUCUUGGAUUCAGCAUAGUUGGUGGCCAGGAUUCUGCUCGAGGCCGGAUGGGAAUAUUUGUUAAAACUAUUUUUCCAAACGGAGCGGCUGUUGCUGACGGGAGACUGAAGGAAGGAGAUGAAAUCCUAGAAGUUAAUGGGGAAUCUCUGCAGGGAUUGACCCAUCAGCAGGCUAUCCAGACCUUCAAGCAACUGAAGAAAGGUGUUGUGACCCUUACUGUCCGCACCAGGUUGCGAAGCCCCAGCCUUACUCCCUGUCCCACCCCCACACUGAUGAGUCGCUCCAGUUCUCCCAAUUCCAACGCCAGUGGUGGAACCCCAGUGCCCGGCUCAGACGAAGGGGAAUCCUGUCGCAGAGGCCCGGGACCUAAAGAUCGAAUCAUCAUGGAGGUGACGCUAAAGAAAGAGCCUGGAGUUGGCCUGGGUCUCGGUGCCUGUUGCCUUACACUGGAGAAUGGCAUCCCAGGAAUUUACAUCCAUAGCCUUGCUCCUGGAUCAGUAGCCAAGUUGGAUGGCAGACUUAGCCGUGGAGAUCAGGUUCUGGAGGUGGACUCAGUGAGCUUGCGGCACGCAGCUCUGAGCGAGGCUUAUGCAAUCCUAAGCGAAUGCGGCCCAGGUCCCAUCAGCCUCAUCAUCAGCCGCCAUCCAAACCCCAAGGUUUCGGAGCAGGAAAUGGACGAGAUGAUAUCACGUACAACUCAUCGGGAAAGUAUGAGCAAGGACGGGCAGCUGUCACACACAUCAGGGCCACCAUCAAAGAGUCCAUCACCUACUGUGAAAUCCAAGCAGGGAGAGGGAACUUCUUCCCUCAGUUGGACCAUGAAGCGCUUUCUGGAACCAGCAAGCCGGCAAGGGUCACUGAGCUCAGAAGCAGAACUCUCCCAGUACUUUACUCAUGAUGUUCCCAGCCAGUCCUCUCUCUCAGACACGAUGGUAACAGCUUCAAGCGACGAGGAACAACUACGACAGAAAAGUACCACGGACUCGCUGGAUGACAGCAGCGCCCCACCUUUGAUUCCAGGUUUGACACCUGUUGAACACUUUAGCUCCUGUUACAACGGGAAAGCUUCUGUCCCCAUCAACAAACACAUGGAGUGUGCACGUCAAGCCAGCCUUGGGGGGAGCCCCAAGUCAGUGCGUAGCCCCCUCCUCCGCCAGCGCAGGGUCAUCUGCUACGACAUCAGUGACGAUGAGGACUCUAUGAAGGCCGAGGCCAAAGGUGGGUUUAAGAGGACUCAGAGGGAUGGUGUGAGGAAAGGACACGAGCAGGAUUCGGGCAUCGUCAUAACGACCUCUUCCGUCGAGGUGGACGAUGAGAGCCAAGAUGAUGACGUGCCGCGGAAUGCCAGCAAUGACAGAGCCACCUCUCUGUAUGGCAGCUCACUGGAGUCAGACAGUUCAAUGGAGCAAAUGGUCGACUCACCCUUCAUUCCCAUCAAAUCCUUUGAGUUCUCCAAUUGCAUCGAUGCCAGCCACAGCAGCCUCGGUGUGAAGGAGGCCCCGGUGGAGUGCAAGCGCUCACCCAAACUGGAACACAAGGCGGUCACCAGAGUGAAGAGCAUGAUGAGCAUUGAGUGCCCACCCAGUCUCCUGCGGCAGAAGAACGAGGAGCAACCCGCACCCUCCAGCAAGCCUGUUGCCAGGUCGCUCCCUCACAGCAAAAAGGCUGAGCCUGGAGAUACGUCGCUGCUGUGCAACACAGAGACUGUCCAACUCUCACGGAAGCAAUCUGAGUCAUUUGGUUUAGACUUAGAGAUCAAGGCUUCCCCCCUGAGAGUGCUGGUCACAGCAUUACGGCCAGGUGGAGCUGCCGAGAGGGAGUCAAAGGGAAAACUUUGUGCUGGGGAUGAGAUCGUCUCCAUUAACACCACGCCAGUCAACAGCAUGUCCUACCAGCAAACCUGCGACUUCAUGCACGAUCUGUCUGCCUCCAUCACAUUGGAGGUACAGAAACCCAUCUCUGCUGUAGACAGACUCUCUAGUAUUAUCUCCUCUUCAACGGAUGUGCCCUGUUGCCCAGAAUCUAACACUGUAACCAGUGAGGAAAAGGCUGAAGGGAUUGAGGAGCAAGGGACAUUUCAGGAAUCUUCCAGGAUCUCAUUGGAUAAGGAUGAAAGUGAUAUCCCAGUGACAGACAUCGAUGACUUCAUUAAAGAGUUGAAUUCUGCUGAAGAACAAACUAGAAACACUUUGUCGCCGAGUCUCAAAGAGAAUCAAGAUAAAAUACCUGUGGGUUCAGGUCAGCCUAUUAAUGAGGCAAAUGGGACAUUUGCUGUAAACAGCAACUAUACUUUGUCAGCCAACAGCAAGCAGGACAGUCUUGACUUUUCUGUUCUGAAUUCAGUCAGCACUGGCAAAGUAUUAUCAGUGAACAAAACCUGCCUGACCAAUUACUCAUGGAAUUUAAACACGGGGAAGGAAGAAGAGCCAUUGCCUUUAACAACAGAAAAGGUUAAACGACAGUCCAUGUACGCUGCUGCAGAUGAUUCUGAUUCAGAGACCGAAUCUUCUGGUGAGAAUUCUCCUGCGGUUUGUGAUAAAACAGAGCGUGUUUUACCUGGAGCCGCACCAUCUAGUCAAUGCGACAAUCCUACUGCCGCAGAUUCAGAUAAUGAAGAGGUUGAGAUCUGCUAUCAAACUGAUGAUCACGUCAGCACAUUGCAGCAAGCCAUGGGACAGUCGACAAAUCCUCCAAUAAAUCUACAUCAAAAGGUCCUACCUAAUGCUAUUUCUUCAUCAACUGAAGAGGUUGUUACUGUAGAGAAAAAGUAUACUUCAGAAACAUGUCUAGAGACAUUCGCCCUAGUUGAAAAAACAAAUUCAAAUCCAGACUCUCCAUGCCAUACACACAAAGCAAAUGGAAUCGCACCAUUCUCUUUGCCUCAUCCUUCAGGUACGGCUGGAACAGACACGGAUGAACAGGGCACCUUGCCAUAUUCUCUUAAUGGCGAGUCCUCUAAACAAGGCAGCCUUGAGAACACGAGUAUUCCUAGUUCCACAGAUGUAGGUGAUGCACUAAUAAAGCAAAAUAAAAUUCGAGGACUCAACACAUCUUCCAAGGAAGAUGCAAAGCUGAGCAAAGUGUGUGACAUGGAAGAUGCAGAUAUGAUGGCAUCUGCUCACCAAGAACCAAAUCAAGGCCAUUGUAUAGGAGAAGCUGUGAGAGGAUUUGAGGAAGAGCCACAACACCACAGUGAUUCCAGCAUCGCUGCCUCAAAGCUUCAGUCACAAUAUCAGUCAGAACCAAGCAAAGCGGGUGAUGCAAUCUCCUCUUCUGUGGAUAGCUUGAAAGAAACUAAGAAUGUGGAAAUGACCCCAAGAAGCCUUUCUCCCCAGCAUCCAAUGUCCAAGCCAAAGCUUUCUAUUAUAAAUAAACCUAAUGUAGAUUCUCUAGAUUCAGCCCCGUCAUUGAUUCUUGCCCCCCAAAAGGAUUUGUCUUUGUUUAGCACCGGAAAUAAUCCUAGCCUCCAGCCACAAAGAACAGCCAAUCUGCCUAAACAGUCUUUAGGACCACAAGCUAUAAGAUCUUCCACACAGCUAAAAGCACAAAGUGAAAGUGGAGCAGCAUCGCAGUUGCCCAACAGAUCUAAGCUUCAAGAAAAAUGGCAAAAGUCGUCCAAUGUCCCGAAGCUUAAGGGGCUGAGCAUUAAAAGUAAAAGUAAACCACCUUCGGAGCUACAAGAGAAGAAUGUGACCAAGUUAGAUGGAUCCAAGAAAUCGGAAGCUUCACAGAAGUGUCCAGAGAAGUGCUCGGCUGCCGACAGUCCCACAGCCAAGGCUCCUACCAGGAAAGCUUCAUUAAAUAGUUUAAAAGCAAGCAAACUGGUUGAGAAAAUUAAAUCCACAGCAACUGAAAUGAUACAGGAGAAUGAAAACAGCAAACUCCCUGUACAUUCUUCAGAACAUCUCCCCACGCAAUUAGUGGCAGAAGACAAACUCCAAACCAGACGGGAAGAUAAAUGUCAAACAAGGCCACUUUAUGUCACUGAUAAAGUGCCGUUGGGCCAUGAAAUGGAAAAGCCACUAUUUAAACAAGCAUCUAAAGAAGAGGGAAUAGACACAAAGCUCCAAAUGACAGUUGAACAAAAAUUGAAAGGUGAAGAAGAGCCCAAGGAGGUGGUCAAAGAUGAAGGGGAAAAUAUCUCGAAUAGAAAAAAUUGUAAGUCAUUUGGAGAACUGGAAGUGUAUGAAAAUAGAGAGGUGUCACAAGCAUUCAGGAAACAGAUGUGCAUCGCACCUUCUACACAGUUGGAUGUUUGUGAAGUUGACCCAAAGCCUAGUAAACUCUACAAAAACAUGUCCCAAGAAGCACUAGGAGAGGAGCAAGGACUGACGCAGAAAAUCCAAUCCGAGGACUCUUUGCUACAUAAAGAAUCAAACAAAUUAAUAGCCUCUCCUGCAAUCUCACCGCUCGAAGACCAUCAAGAUCAUGUGGCAAAGCAACGUAGUUUUAUAGAAUUAAAACUAACAUCACCUACUUUAGAAAGGAAAGAAAUGAUGGACCUAUCUAUUACUUCAGGGCUUUCAGAGCACAAGUUGACCAAAUCCCUCAAAGUAAUAGAGAACGGCCACAAACCAAAGAUAGCACCAAAGCCUUGUUUGAGAGAGGAUCAGAAACCAGAACUACCAGUUAACAAAGUCAACGGUGAGGCACACCUUGAGAAAUAUCCAAUUAGCUGUGAAAAUGCUGAUUCUUCUCAGAAACAAAAACACAAACUAUUCCUGGAGAGAGAGAUAAAAUCGUUUGACACAUUACAAUCCGAUCACAUUGUUAAAAGUCUCAAUAGUCUUCACCUAAACCCAGAGACGACUGGUAUCCUGAGAAAAUCCCUGAGUGAAGAACAACACCCCAGCAUAGACUUCAUGUCCUUUCAAAGGGACAAGAGCAAAUCCAAUCUGGGAAGUUUCACAAACGAACCAAGCUGCCUACCCGAGAGUGGCUCGUCCUUUUCUGUCAGGCAGAGAAUUAAGUCCUUUGAAAGUCUGGCUUGCUUUGACAAACCUAUGUUCAGGAAACUGGACUCGCAGUAUUUAGACUCGUCCUUUGUUAUGUGCAAUGCAAGCUUUUCAAAUAAGCCAUCAAUAGGCAGGCGUAUAUCAGGCAGUGCGAUUCCUGUAACCACAUACAAUCACUCGCUGACACGAGACUGUGAUUCAUCGCGUUUGUUGAGACGAAGUUUAAGCUCAUGCACAGAAGGCUCUGAGGUUUCCUUCCCGUCACCACAAUUAAAAAAGUCCCCGUCCAGCUUGGCUUUUAUAAGCUUUGAGAUGAAUCAUUCCGAGAGCAAUACUGAGGAACAUGGUUCUGAAACGGCCAAAGAAUGCAACGUCAGCAAUGAAAGGUCCCACGAACAUGACUCUGCACCACGCAGAGUUAACAUCAGUAAAAGUAAGCCAACAGUCCACCAUCGACCAUCAUCCUCAACCCUGUCUCGCUCCAAACUGCGGGAGCUGAGAGCACUAAGCAUGCCAGACCUGGACAAGUUGUGCAGCGAGGACUAUUCUUCUGAUGCAGCAACGCAAAGCUUUAAAACUGAGCUGGAGGUCAAGCCACGAAGAUCUCUUGGUCCUGCUGCUGAAAGCCUCACAAAUCUCACCUCUGCCCUCUCAGGUUCUACCCUCCCUGCUUCUGGUUCUGGCUUAGUGAAAAUAUACCGAUCUGGAAUUCCCAGCUCUCGAUCAAAUUGCCCUUGGAAGAGCAGCACAGGAGCACUAGAUUUAACGUCUGACGAUGAGGUGACACAUAGUGACAAGUUGCAUCGAGGCAGAAGUUGGUCUGUCAGUCUUGAACAAUUAUCACACUCCACCAAGGACCAGGAGAAGGUACAGGCUGCUUUGUCCUCUGUAACAGCCAAAGCAGAUGUCAUUAAAAUAAUCCAUGACACCAAAGCAGUCACUGAGAGUAAAGGCGAGAUUUUUAUUGUGGUGAUGGACAAAGAUGAAGGCACUGGACUGGGCUUCAGUAUUGCAGGAGGCAUGGAUCAGGAACACAAAUCAGUCACUAUCCACAGAAUCUUUGCGAGAGGUGUGGCCGCUCAAGAGGGGACCAUCCAACGAGGAGACAGCGUCUUGUCCAUCAAUGGGAUCUCAGUUGUUGGCUCUACCCAUGGCGACGCACUCAACACUCUACAUCAAGCUCGCUUACCCAAACGAUCCGUCAUUGUAAUCAAGCGAGGGAAAGAAGUGGAAGAGGUCUCCUCUCAGCAGGAUGUAUCUCUUCCCAAAGGAAAACGUCUUUCGAUGACAAGAGACACUGCCAUAGAAACAACAGUGGGUAAGGAAGUCAAUCAUCAGGUCCCCUAUAAAUCAUGCUGCAUUUCCUUCCAUCACAGCAGCUUAGCAGCAACAUUCAGUGGAGCUAUCACUGUAGAGCUGUUAAAGACCUCUGCUGGCCUGGGAUUCAGCCUAGAUGGAGGAAAGGCAUCAAUCCAUGGAGACAGACCUCUGUAUAUUAAACGGAUAUUUCGAGGUGGCGCUUCUGAGCAGUCUGGAAGGAUUGACAUUGGGGAUGAAGUGCUUGCAAUCAAUGGGAAGUUCUUGCAUGGACUCAUGCACUACGAUGCUUGGAACAUUAUCAAAGCCAUUCCUGAAGGCACUGUCCAGUUAUUGAUUCGCAAGCCUAACACUGUGUAGCGAUGGUUUGACGGCUCUGACUGCAGUUCCACUGAAACAUUAGCAUGAGGCUGAUUAAUGUCACUUUGCCAGGGUGCCAAAGAGAGACACGAACGUGAAGUAAUGCUGCAAAGACUGAGCUGCAGAUUCUUUCAUGUUCUGUCGGAAAUAGCUUGAAAUGUCCUUUUUUCUUUUCCGGGUUGAAAUGCCACAUGAGUAGAUAACCCAGCGGAUGCUUGCAACAUUAUCAAAGCCAUUCCUGAAGGCACUGUCCAGUUACUGAUUCGCAAGCCUAACACUUCCAAACUUCCAUUCCAGAGUCCAUUACAUGUUAUGUACCAACUAAACUGCAGCGUUGUAGGGUUACCUUAAUGGAGGCUAUCUGUCUUGUUCAGCCUGCUUCUCCACAAUCCAGGCAAGACUAUGUGAGGUCAAAUCAUGCCAUGCCUGCAUCUCUUCACGUGAAGGAAACACUCGUGUUUUGGCCAUAACAGUGCGACUGCCCAAAUCAAACUAAAUUGAAGGAAUCUGUUAGGAACCAAACAUGUUCUUCUCCACCAGAAGCCUGUGCCUGUGUUCAUCGAAUGGAUAGGCCAUGAUUCAUUUGGGAAGUGAUGAAGAUUGUGUACUAGCAUUGCUUCUCCCAACCCUCUUUCUCACCCCCCUCCUUCUAGUGUGAUGUUCUUUUACAUUGAACGACAUAAUUAAGCGCUUGAUAUUCUGAACUAAUCGGAGUAGUUUGGGGAAUGUGGUGGAGAAGCUGACUGAUCAUCCUGGUCUCCUGAUUGAAGGAACAGCCAAACAACCUGCAAGCAGAGUGUAAUGGCAUUUAAAAGGAUGGUUCUUGUAACUUAGAAUAUACACCGUGCCUGGCUCACGUUUAUAUAUAGACCAUUAGUCUUGACAGCGUUUACAAGUUCUGCUAAAUGACUCUGAGCACUAAGUUUUAGGGCACAUCAGCCAGAGAUUGUUGUGAGACUCAAUCUAAGGUUCCCUCUGUUGCAGACUAAUCCAUACAGAAUGAAUUACUAUCAAGAUCUCCAAUUAUUAUAGCAUGCGACUACCAGGAUGGUAGAAGGCGAACUAGAUGGACCUUGUUCUUUAUUCAUCUAGAAAUUCACAUAUUCCUGCUCUUGUCUGAGGAUGGAAUGUACUGCAUCCAACUUUAAAUGGUGCAAUUUUAUCUGCAGUAACUGAUUAAUCCUACUUUAAGAAGCCCUCAAUUAAAAUUAGAUUCACAAGGUGUUGGAUGCUGACCCAGGUUAAUCUCAGCAUUUGUAGUCCCGUGAUAGGAAUACAGCUCCCAAACCUUAUCACCUGAACUUAAUUUAUCUGAGGUGAUUUCUCGUUCAUACAGUGCAAAGGUGGUUGGAAUCUGUGUUCUGUAACAAAACAGGUUGAGACACAAUGCGCCCAGGUUAAUCUCUAUAGUCAAUAGCCCAGUGAAAACAGCCCCCAAAACCUUUACCACCUGAAACUAAAUUUAAUCUGAGGACUGGGCAGGGCUGCAUUUAUAUCAUUCGAAGGUGAUAAGAGUUGGUUUGUGUACCUGAACAGGUCCUGGGGGAACACAAUGUGCCUGCGGUCAGCUAAGUGUGAUUUUAUCUGAUUGUACUUGAUGAUUUCCUAAAAUAGGUGAGGAGUGAUCAAUAUUCGGGAGAAAGGCCCGUACAUUUUAUAAAUGAAGGACUUCAAUGGAGACCUUUUUUAAGGAUUGAUUUUUAAAUUAAAUUAUUCUGCAAGCUACAAAAUGGAUCGAGCAGACUCUCAGCCAGUUUGGUAGAAUUCUCUGCGUGCAAUCCCAUUAACGUGGGUUUCUGGGGAGGUAGUGGGGAGGUUAUCCUACCUUGCUCUUCCCUGGAUCCUAGUUCUGUUUCAUGGUGGGUUUGAUUCCUGGUAGCUUUGCCUCUCCCCUAUUGUUUGAAAUAGACUUAUCGCAGAGAAUCAUCAAAUUUUACAAUAGAGGAGACAAUUGUGGCUCCAUGUUUCUCUUUGAAAGAACCGUCUGUUUUCAUUCCACUUCCCCAUGUCUUUUCCCCCUGGGCCAUUUUACAUUGUUAUUAUUCAAAUACAGUAAAACUCCUGAUAACUCGACCUGGCUUAAUUUAUCACUACCACCUGAGUCAUCGUGCUGUCAACAUCCCAGCCGCAUUUAUUCAUGUAUUUAUACGUAAACCUAACCCGCCACUCCGGAUAACCCGUCAUUGAGGCCUUUUCACUUGGAGUGACGAGUUCUCAGGAAUUUAUUGUAUUUGGCAAGUUCCCUUUUAAAAUUAUGGAUCCUGCUUAAUCACUGAUUAUUUUUCCAUAGGGCAUAUAUGUGGGGGAAAACAAAUUCUGCUAAUAUCUCCCUUUUUUUUUGGUAACGCUCUCCAGUUACCAACUCACCGACCAGUUGUAAAUAGUUUCUCCCUAAUUUAUCUCAUCAAAAAUCCCUCCUAAAUCUGAACACCUAUAUCUCAAGCUUCUUUGUUGCAAGUGGGAAAAAAAGCUCCAGUUUCUCUCAUCUAAAACCUCUGGGUCCCUGGUUUCAUCUCUCACCAAAACGCUUAGUAAAAUCGCAGCUCAUUACAAUUCAAGUCAGUCUUUCCGAGGGGGCGGGGGAAUAAAGAUUGUCUGGAAUAUUGCUGAACAGUCUGGUUUCAAUCACAUGUGAAUGCAGAUCACUCGAACUUGCUGCAGGUGCUCUCUUUUAAAGCAAGAAUUGAAAAGAGUACAGGGAAUCAGUAUAGGAAAAGAGAAGCGGAUUGGGACUUGAGUCCUUGGCUGCAGAGGAGGAGUUAGCACCUCUAGUAUAGGCUCAAUGAGCUGAGUGUUCUGAUUUCUAUAAUCCUGCCAAUGUAAAAAGUCCUGGACUUUGAGAGUUUAAACUAGAUAUCAUACCAGGCGCAUGUAUUUUAUGAUCCCUGUAUAGAACUCCCCAUCCCAAUUCAUCUUGUGUUUUAUUCAAAGACUUUCAAACAGAUCAGAACAGUGUUUUGAAUUCACUACAUUUUUUUCUAAAUCCAAAAAUCUUAUCGAUUGCACAGACGAGAGAUGUUCAGAGCCGUCCAGGUUACACAGGAUUCUGCGUGUUCUCAUCUUCCAGCAAUUAGGAUUUGCACAAUCUCCCACUGCAGACCUGCCUGUGAUCCCUCUCCAGAUCCACCUUAAGCACCGGAGAAGCUUGAGAACAGGUCGAUUUAAAGGCAACUUCGGAUGAAUUUAUAAUUUUAUAUCGAUCUCCUUUAUGUUUAAGAA
Callorhinchus milii (elephant shark) is the source of this 11625-nucleotide messenger RNA. It is a transcript of the gene pdzd2, whose product is annotated as PDZ domain containing 2. Lineage: Eukaryota; Metazoa; Chordata; Chondrichthyes; Chimaeriformes; Callorhinchidae. The transcript has 25 exons. The coding region runs from base 1 to 8406 and encodes 2801 amino acids. Gene Ontology annotation, molecular function: protein binding. The record is from RefSeq and is a predicted model, not a curated record.